CGGGUGGGGCGAGAGGCGCUGGCCCGGGACAGAGGUGUAGCCGCGGGGUGUGUGAACUUAGUCACUGCAGGGUAGAACGGCCUCUUCGCCCUGCAACUGGGGCCGGAGGAAGCCUCCAGGAACUCUUUUGCUUCUGCUUGUUUUAAAACACAAAAUGUCUGAAGUUAAGCAGAGGAAUAAAAGUAUUUCUUCAUCCAAGAACAAUGAAGGUUCACAAAAGGGUGAGACACCAAGUAACUGUGGGAAGCUGGUAAGUUCCAGGACCAGCACUAAUCGGAGUUCCUUUUGCAUGGACUCACGGACAAGCUUGAGCAUGAUUUCCCUUGCUGUUUGCCUGGUGCUGACCUGGUUCCUGUUUCAGCAGUCAGGUCAAUUUGCUGUUAUGGAAAAAAAGUAUACUUUCUUACAGCAAGAAGCUGAAAAAUUCCUGGAUGUGGAAAAUAAAGUUAACUUAAUGUCUGAAAAGCUUGAGUCUUCUGAAAGUAUCCUACGAGCAGCUGCCUUGCCUGUCUCUGUGAUGACUGAGUUUGAGCAGGAAAUAUCUUCUCUUCAUAACAUCAUAAAUGAUAUUCAGAACAAUGAGCGGACUCUCUCUCUGAAGCUGCAGAACAUUAAUGAGAAGUUCCAAAAUGUUACGAAUUCCUGGAGAAGAAGCUUGAAUGAAAUGAACACUAACACCAGUGGCUUAAAAUUGGAAGUUAAAUCCAUACAUACAGGAGUUACUUUCCAAAUCAAUGAAGUUGACCAAAGAAUUAAAUCCUUUUCAGAAAGAGUAAGAGAUUUGGAAGACAGUACAGCCAGAAAUAUAAAAACACUGAAAAGGCAAGAAGAUGAAGAAUUCUCUAGAGUUGAGCAAAAGUUGGACUCGCACGCAGAGGCAGUUGAAAAGCUAGAAAAACAACAAAAUAGUCUGUCAGCCAAGGGCAGAGACCUGCAUCAGAAACUUGCCAACUAUGAACCUAAAAUUGAGGAGUGCAAGACCCAUUUGCCAGCAAUUGAAAAUGCUAUUCACUCUAUUCUUAGAUUGUCAAGUGAAUUGCUAAGUAUGGAGAAACAGAUACAGGAGUUGACAACACAGCUACAUACUGUGGAAAAGGAUAUGUUGAAAUCCAUUUCUGAUACGGUGGCCAUGCAAAAGGUUCUUGAAGGCAUGCAGUACAAUGACAGCAUAUUGAAAAUUAAGGGUGAAAUACUGGUUUUAGAAGAAGUCAUGCAUGACAUUAAAGUAUCUUCAAAAGAAAUAACUUUGGGGAGCUGUAACUUAGAAAAUGACCAGAAUGGGGAUAAGUGAAUUGGGAUUUACAGCUUUCAUUGCUGAAAAAGCACUUUAUAAUAAUGUGACUCCAGCAUAGGUUAAGGAUAGCUGAAAUAUUGUCAUUAAUGUAAAUAGGCAUUAGAUUGAAAGGCAGAGUUUUUAUAAAGAGGCUAAAGAGCAAUAAUUUUUAUUUUUUUUUAAGGAGGAAGGAGUAUCAUCUUAAGGAUUAUUUUAGCUUAUUUAUUAAAAGUUCAUUUUUAUUAGGAACUAGAAGCAAAAUAUUUAGCGAUAAAGGGGGGAAAGAUGUCAAAACUGAAGACAUCAGAUUACAAUUUACAUUCAGUUCUCACUGCUUAUUUUUUUAUAUUGUUAUGUUUUGUAUUAUAUUCCAUGGACAGUUAUAUUACCAUGAACAAUUAAGUUAUUUCUAGUCAGAUACACAUGUACUUUGCUUUUAAUGUAUUAUAUGCCAUAAUGUUUUUGUGCUUACAAUACGGACUUCUGAAUGUCAGAGUUGUUACUGGCAUCCACAUUAUGUGGAAGAACA
Messenger RNA from Neopsephotus bourkii (Bourke's parrot), 1802 nucleotides. RefSeq names its product IKBKB interacting protein (gene IKBIP). The record is from RefSeq and is a predicted model, not a curated record. The coding region runs from base 155 to 1291 and encodes 378 amino acids. Lineage: Eukaryota; Metazoa; Chordata; Aves; Psittaciformes; Psittacidae. The transcript is spliced from 4 exons.